AUAAACAUGAUGUUUUCGGAGAUGAUUCCGAUCAGAAAGCUGUUAAUGACCGUUGUCUUCUCAUGCUUGGCAGCUGCUCUUCUUGUUUUGCAAGCUACUAGUCCGCCUGUUACAUAUCUGGUCCCCGAGGAGUCGCCUCACCAACCGCCUCUCCGGACCGGACUCAGCCCUGACGAACUCUCACAAGUAAAGGAAGCGCAGGUGAAGCGACUGGCACUGCUGGAAAGAGAAUGCAGCAGAGAACAUGAGAGAAGUUUUGGUAUCCGGCAUCCUACUUUGGAACAGGUGGCAAAGAGAGAUAUGCCUCCACUGUUCCUUCCAUUUGUUGCUAAGACAAAUCCUGAUGCUGGGUUUCAGCUUGUUGGCAUUCAUCAGACCGCCACAGUAUCGAAGGUCAAUGCCCACAUGUUCAAGUAG
This is a messenger RNA of Penaeus monodon (black tiger shrimp), 417 nucleotides long. RefSeq lists its product as uncharacterized. The record is from RefSeq and is a predicted model, not a curated record. NCBI's taxonomy places the organism in Eukaryota, Metazoa, Arthropoda, Malacostraca, Decapoda, Penaeidae.